Molecule: messenger RNA, 4353 nt
Organism: Colletotrichum siamense
Lineage: Eukaryota; Fungi; Ascomycota; Sordariomycetes; Glomerellales; Glomerellaceae
Exons: 4
Coding region: 1-4353 (1450 amino acids)
Molecular function (GO): protein binding
Source: RefSeq, a predicted model, not a curated record
AUGACCAUGCCAAGUGCCGAAAAGAAACCGUUAUCUGACGUCGAGAAACAGCUGUCAACUGACGACCGCGAUGUCAAAGACCUCUGGCAGGAAGCCUUGAAAGGCUAUCAGGGCAUUGUCGGGUUCAGCCUGGAACGCAAAUUCGACAACGUUCAGAGCAUGCUCGACUUCGGAACGGAACAAAUGAACAAAUUCCACAAGUUCAGGCACGACAAGGGCAAGAUUGACCGCCUGAGAACCCUCCUUGCCUCCAACCUGGACUACGUGGAAAAGGGCGCCAACCAGAUCAUCGAGGCAGCUUCUCCAGCGUUUCCCCCGGCCGCGACUAUUGGGACGGCCUUGACCUACAUACUACAGGCCUGUCGUUCGGUCUCAGCGGACUACGACAUUGUCAUUGUUUUCUUCGAAGACAUGAAUAGCUUUCUUCAACGUAUCAGCAUUCUCGAGUCACGACUUCCCCAGAAAAAGGCCUAUCAAAACUGCCUGAUGGAGGUAUUUACCUCGCUUCUCAACAUGUGCGGCUUCGCGCACAAGUACAUUGAGCUUGGUCGUUUCAAAAAAUGGAUCACCAACCUCUUUCAGGGAGAAGAUAGUGAGCUUGGGGGAGCAAGAGCCCUCAUGAACAAGAAAUUGGGUCAUCUCCAACAAGCCACGGAGUUUGCUAUUCUCGGAAACUCUGAGGAAACGCUCAAGAUGACCACACUGUUGGAUGAAAACCAACGAUCUCAUACCCAGAUGCUAGAGAGGUUCGAAAACACUAUGGACAGCAUCAACGAGAACACCGAGAACAUUAAGAACGAUGUCGCCAAGUUACUCAAGUUAUUUGGAGGACAAACGGAAGAAAGCCAGGCGAACAGUGACCUGCUAGGCAGCGCAUCGUCUGUAAAGAGCGUCCAGGACGCUCAAGAAUCAGGAGACAAAACACUAUCUGCCAGGGCCAUUCGAUAUUUUAUACCAGGGUUAGGACGAAACAUCGAGGAGGAAUUUAAAGCCCUGAGGGAAACACUUCUGCCAGACUUUUGCAACUGGGUAUUUUCAGAGCCAAGCUGGAAUGAUUGGUUGGCAAUGAAGGACGGAGAACGCCCCGUUUUUGCAAUUACUGGCCAGCCUGGUAUUGGAAAGAGUCAUCUGGCAGUGGCCCUUUACGACAAGCUCGAAGAAAGGGCCAGAGAGGAUGAAACGGGACACACCUGUGUCGUUCACUUCUACUUUCGUGAGGAAGACGAUGUGUUCUGUUCUUUUCUCAGCUGCAUGGUAUCAAUUGUCAUCCAGAUUGCAGAGACUAGCAAUGCUGCCUGUGAAAAGCUGAAAGCACAGCUUGCGAGAGAUGACAUCAACAUCAACAACCGCCUUUGGCAACACCUUGCAAUCUUUUUGCUCAAGCCUCUCUUCGAGCAAAACUCCAAGUUCAAUCUCUUUAUCGUGCUCGACGGAUUGGAUGAGAUGCGCGAUUGGAAUGCCUUCAAGGAGUUUCUGUCCAUGUUCGUCACAGAGAAAAGGCUGAGAAUGUCGCUAGUGGUUACCUCUAGACCUGAACGCUUGGAAGACUUUCCGAAGGACAUCAGACUGCUUCAAAUUGAAGCCACCAAAGACAAGCAGCGACAAGACUUUAAGGUGUUGAUAUGGCAUCGUAUCAAUUCCCUUGGUUGCUUGAAGAAAUUCUCCCGAUACGUUAAGCAGCGGGUUGCCGUUGCGGUGGAGGAAACGUCACCAAACAUGCUAUAUGCGGAACACAUGCUCACCAAACUGGACAGUCUUGGCCGCGAGGGCGCCGUAUUGAAGGCACUUAAUCAGAAUAAGCCUGAUGACCUGAAUGACAUCUACGAAGGCUUAUUAUCAGAUUGUCGCCGCCGCACGCCGAUCAGUCACCAACAGAUUGCUGCCUCGAUACUUCAUUGGAUAGCUUUCUCUAAACGAAGACUGACAUUAAAUGAGGUUCAGUCUCUUCUGAGGCAUCUAUCACAGGCAGCAGACUUCAGCCUUGAAGACAUACCUGAAUUCACGUCAAAAUUUCUCAAAGUAGCAGACACAGGCUACGACGCCGAAUUACGAGCAAAGGCGCAAGCUAGUAAAAUCACAAUGGUCCAAGACUUGAAGCAGCAUGGCGGUGACAAUGACGAUAUACGACGAUGGACCUCUUCCUGUGAAGUUUCAGGAACGAUCCAUGAGGCGUUACUUCACAGAUGGCCCGCACGCACCCUCAACAUUGCGUUGGGGUUCCUCCGAAGCUCACCGUCGGAUCUUUUUGAGCAGCACGAAGCUGAACAGGUUGAGGUCCUUGAGGCUUUUGCCGAGGCACUCAGCAACAAGACUGGGUUUUCUAAGAUGAUGGGCAAGGCUGGAAUGACGUAUCGCUACGCCUCAACCACCGUCACUGAUCUCAGAAUUCAAGACUGGGCAAAGCUUGUGAAAAUUCCAGAAGUCAAGGAUAGUCUCAGUGAUUUUGCAGCGGAAUGGUGGCGCCGUGUUGAACAAGAACCCGCCACCUUUCGUCUAGGCCUGGCCAAGGGUUAUCUUCAGGAAUUGUAUCAGUCACUGAGUUUACAAGAUGCUAUGAAGGCAUGGGAAUGUCUCCAGAGCAUCAUUCAAUUGAUUGGUAAAGGUAACCUCCUGAUGGAGCAAGGCCGUCUCAACUUUCCAGACCAAUUCGAAAAUGUCAAAACAUGCGAUGAGACAGAAGUCGUCUUUGAUGAGGCUAUGGCCAGCCUGGGUAUCUUGGGUCUCUUCGUAGAAGAUGUGACUCCAGAUGCAGGCGGUCAUCGUGCGACAGCUGAAGUUCUUCUCAAGACUGGCUACUUGGAGCCGGCUGAGAAGACUUGCAGAACCGCUCUACAGCUUUGCAACCCAAGUAAUCCUGAGUGGUACAGAGCUUCUUCUGUUCUGUGUGACAUAUUGUUACAAGCAAAGAAAAACGAAGAUGCUCACCGGUUCGCUGGUGGUGCAGUCUCUCAGCUCUGGAUAAAGGAGAUUCCUGGGCAUCUGAAGCGUGCUGUGUGUACUACGUACGCCAGAGCUCAAACAGAAUUGCAGAACUUUGAUUCGGCGCUUCAGUACUACACCGAGGCCAAGAAAUCUGAUCCCGAUGGCAUCACCCCAGCAUCCGAUCUUGUUGCAGAGUUGAGUGUCUUCUACCGAAAGGCGGACCAAGCCGGUUAUAUCAAGGCUUUGAGGAGCUGGACCCUUUUGGAGAGGAUCACCUGGUUGGCGUCCAACUACGCGACAGAAGGAGAAGAUCGACUUGCUCUACUCUGUGACAUUGCCGUGCAAACCGGCGAAAAACAAUUCAUCGUUGAGUUUUACGAACAGGCGGUUGCCUUCUUAGACAACCUCGACGCCGACACACCUCUUCGCCUAGAUCUUGCAGUCGUGUACUUCGAGGCCUGCAAAGAUGCCGAGAAGGCUCUGACUACCUUGAACGAGGUAUUCGAUAGCCAUGACACGGUCUUCGUUUACCCCAUCACAUCUGUCACUCCAGUGUGGGUGAUGCGUAUGGCAUUGACUCUGAUGACAAACGUUCAGGUAGAACUCUUUCGGCAGUCGAGGGAUCCGAUCUACAAAGCCGAACGCCUCCAGUCUCUCUCCAGCCUCAUGGAACGCCCAUUGUCACUACAUAUCCCACACAUAUCCCCGAUAGAUACUAUAUCGUACAGGAUCGGCUUGUCCUACAUGUACUGGGUCAUGGGGCCCAAGGCGACAUUCGAAGAAACGCUGCAAAAAUUGUUCAAAGAAAGCUUCGAAGGUCUGAGUGAUUACAUUAAAUGGAACGAUGGUACGUAUGUGUGGACACUUACACAGGCGCUGGCGCUUCUAAGUCGAGCGUUGGGAAAUGACGACACGCUCCGCCGCUACGCUCGUAUCGUGGGUUCUGCUCUACUGUCACGACUUACCAGGUCCCAAGAGGACGAUAACUCAGCGGGUGGGAAGCAAAAAGUCAGUCAUAUAACGGAGGGAGAUGACCAUGAGUCGGAAGACAACUCCCAUGAAGACGAGGGAGACUUGCUGAGUGACUCAUGGUACACGUGCGGAGGCUUCUGUUCCCCAGCCCGCCCCUUUCGGCGGUGGGGAGAUGGCUCGGCGUACUUGUACAUCACUUUUGAGACGGGUAUGAUUUGCGAAGAGUGUCAGACAGAAUGCGACGCUAUGAAGCGCGGCGAAGGAACAGGAAAAGCCCGAUACUUCCACGGCAUCGGGCACGACUAUGUCAAGCUUCCCGUCGAAGGCUGGCGGGGCGUCAAGAAUGGCAUGUUGAGGUUGGAUGGCGAAGAGCCCGUACUAUUCAAUGACUUCUUGAAGAAGCUUCAGACGGAAGUCAUCGAGAAUGCGUGGGAUCGGCUUUGGUCUGGAGAGAUCUAG